CCCUUCUUCUCCUUCACAUUACUCCACACAAUCAUAUCGGUCUUCACAAGCUCCUCCACAAAUCCAAGAUUUUCAUACACCCGGAGAAAAGGCGAGUCGGGUGACUCGACGCGAGUGACAGUUUUUCGGAGUUCGGAUUGCUCGGUGCCUUGUUCAGUUGUCUGGUAGUUCGGGAAAGAUAUCGAUGGAGCAGAGGAAGAGCGCCAAGAACGGCUGCGCUGGGGAAAGGAACAGCAGCGGGAAGGAGGACGAUGUUGUCGGGCAGGUGGAGGGUUCACCAGUCCACAGCCAAGUGAGGAAGAUAAAGCGCGAGGAGAAGACGAUGGUUGAUUGGUCCCCAGGGCAGCCGGAGCUCCGGCCGGCUCUUCGGGAGAUCACCCGGCAGAUCUCCAGGUCGCGUCUCGGGCUCGGCGGGAGAGCCAUCUCCGUCGGCGACCCAUAGGAGAGGACAGGGAGAUCGAGCUCUCCGAGGAAUUAAUAAGAUCAUCGGAAGAGAAGGAAGAAACAGAGCAGAGCAGAGAUGGUGGAUGAGAGAGAAGCGAGGGGGUCUGGACUUUGAUUUGAUUUCAAUUACUGUCUAAAUCAAACUCUUGAUUCCCUCAUCCCAUGUUUUUCCAAUCCCCUGUACAUACUAUUUUGAUUUUUAGACAUAUAUAUACAUAUGUAGUAAUUUUGUGAAUUGAGAAUGAAGGUGUUGCAUGUUCUAUGUAAUUCCCAGUUUUUGAUCUUCCAUGGACCUUCCGAUUCGAGCCGA
This is a messenger RNA of Punica granatum (pomegranate), 754 nucleotides long. Lineage: Eukaryota; Viridiplantae; Streptophyta; Magnoliopsida; Myrtales; Lythraceae. The record is from RefSeq and is a predicted model, not a curated record.